GGUAGUAGUUCUCCUUCUACUGCAAGAUCAGAGCCGCUGACGUUUACCAAGAAAAACUUUUGCACGCUCUGGUUCUCCAAAGAUGAGUCAAGAAAUAAAGCUAGAGACCCCAGAAGAGUUGACCGGUUUGUGUUUCAGGCAGGCAGAGUGACCAUCUGGAGGUGUUGAUAACAGAAGACUUUUAAACCCAGAGACUACCUGGAGAGCUGGGUAGAAUGAGACGCUCGCCUCUCUCAAGCUGGACUGCUAGGGUCCAGGUCCAGACCAGGAAGAGAGAAGACUACCUAGAGUGGCCUGAAUAUUUCAUGGCUGUAGCCUUCCUCUCAGCUCAGAGGAGCAAAGACCCCAGUUCACAGGUGGGGGCCUGCAUUGUGAACCAAGAGAACAAGAUCGUUGGCAUUGGUUACAACGGCAUGCCCAACGGCUGUGACGACGACCUGUUGCCGUGGUCACGCUCGGCAACAGACAGGCUGGACACCAAGUACCCUUACGUCUGCCAUGCAGAGCUGAAUGCCAUCAUGAAUAAGAACUCAGCAGAUGUGAAAGGUUGCUCCAUGUAUGUUGCUCUCUUCCCUUGCAACGAAUGUGCUAAGCUCAUCAUACAAGCAGGUAUAAGGGAGGUGAUUUAUCUAUCAGAUAAGUACCACGACAGCCCGGAGAUGACAGCGUCCCGGCGCCUGCUGAACCUGGCCAACAUUCUCCACAGGCAGUUCAAACCAAAGCGCAGCCAGAUUGUCAUUGAUUUUAAUACCAUCAACCUCUCCAGCGUGAACACCACCACGGAAUGAAAACACUCACCUUGGGGAGAGAGAGAGAGAAACAAGGUAGGCACAGUGGGAGAGAGAGUGGGAGAGGAAAAAAAAUUAGAAAAAAGACUCCAGUUGCUUUGAAGCUGUGCUGCUCCAGCUCAUCUGGAGGAGAUUCAAGGAUACGUCUCCUUGUUCUCUUGUUCUUUGGCGCCGCUGAAGACAAAGCCGUUUUGAAACACCUUCAUUUCAAGUGGCCAAACAAUGUCCUGGAACAUGGAAAUGUGUCUCUGUGAUUUGUCCUCUUGUGUGCCUCAUAUUGGUUAUCACCGUUGGUUAACUCACUCAGGGUCAAGGCGAGGGAUCACUGUCAAUCUGUCAUUUCUAAAUGUUCUAAAAGAGAGAGAGGAGGAACUGAUACUUUUUUUUGUGUGUCAUAUACAAUUAUUGUUAUGAACGUUUUACCUCUAAGAAUCUUAUGUUUUAUUUUUUAAGCUUUUUUCUUUUGACCAGCUUUUUAAAUGUUUGUUUUGAACAUUGUAUACAUUUGGAUUUGUAUGGACCAAUUAGCUGCAAAAAGUUUAAUUUUCAAUGUGUUUGUUUUUUAUGCUACAGAAAGCUAAUGUUACUGAAUAUAAACACUAUUUCAUAGAAGUCUCCCAUAAAAAGGACAUUUAACUAUAUCAUGUAAGGAUCUGUUAUAAUGUUAAUGGUCUGUGUCCUGUAGUGCUAUCACAUUGCAAUGUUCACUUUACGCACCAAAUAAACUGGACCAAACUCA
This is a messenger RNA of Osmerus eperlanus (European smelt), 1527 nucleotides long. RefSeq names its product deoxycytidylate deaminase-like. The transcript has 7 exons. Gene Ontology annotation, molecular function: zinc ion binding; hydrolase activity. The record is from RefSeq and is a predicted model, not a curated record. Bases 216 to 788 code for a protein of 190 amino acids. NCBI's taxonomy places the organism in Eukaryota, Metazoa, Chordata, Actinopteri, Osmeriformes, Osmeridae.